AUGUCGAAAGCAAUCGAAGCCCGAAAGCGCCAAACCAUGUAUCCCAUCCUCGCAGGCAUCACGUUUCUGGGCGCAGGCGUCUACUACCUUUCCAAGCAACCGAAAGAAAAUCUCCCAAGUGUUGAGAUACGUGGCGCCAAUGGAGUUAUCGGAGCAGGAGGUGCCAGUACCGGAAACAUCAGCACAAAACUGCAGAGCACUUUUGGAACCGGCGGAGCGACGGCUGGAGUUGGAGCAGUUGAUGAGACUAAGGACACCCGCGUCGCUAGCAAUCUGACGGGGCUUUACACGAAGCGGGAGGCGGGUAAUCAUGAAGGCAGGGAUUAUCGUAACCCACGAACGCCACGGGGUGAAAACGCGAUGGAGAAAGAAAUUACUGGGGCAACUGGGUCACCAGGGAAAUAA
This is a messenger RNA of Fusarium sp. VM40, 405 nucleotides long. The record is from the annotation of a GenBank genome assembly. Lineage: Eukaryota; Fungi; Ascomycota; Sordariomycetes; Hypocreales; Nectriaceae.